CCCCUCCCCCUACCCCGCCUGCACCUCAACCCCCUCCCCGUUCACAAAGUCUCGCGGGAUUUAGCCGUCCUGCCUGGAGCGGGGUUUCCAUGGUGCUGUCGGUAAAUAAACGGUUCUGGCCUAACCGCUCGGAGCAGUAGCGCCAAGAUGCCGCCCAAAAAGAAGAAAGGGAAAGGAGGCAAGAAAGCAAAAACACCUACGGUGAUCGAUGGCCUUUCCACAGAUGCGAUGUCUAAGGAGCAGCUGGAGGAACACAUUGUUCGGCUGCGUGAAGAACUUGACAGAGAACGAGAAGAACGGAACUACUUUCAGCUUGAGCGUGACAAAAUCCACACUUUCUGGGAGAUCACAAAGCGGCAGCUGGAGGAGAGGAAGUCAGAAUUAAGAAACAAAGAUCGAGAAAUGGAGGAUGCAGAGGAACGGCACCAGGUGGAAAUUAAGGUCUACAAGCAGAAAGUCAAACACUUGUUGUAUGAACACCAGAAUAACCUUGCUGAAUUGAAGGCAGAGAAUACAGUAGCCAUGAAACUGGAACAAAAAGAGCAUCGUGACCAGGAGCAUGCUAUACAAAAUAAUAUCAGAAACUUGAAGGUGCAACUGAAAGAACAGGAGCUUUCCAAUGAAAACAUGGUGAAAACUUUGAAACUGAAAAAUGACGAAGAAAUUACAAGAUUGUGGAAUGAUUUUGAGAAACAAACACAAGAUAUCGAAGCCAAGUAUCAAAAGAAGAUGGAUGUGCUGCGUGACGAGAUGGAAUUGAAAAGAAAAACAGAAAUUCAUGAAAUUGAAGAAAGAAAGAAUGGUCAGAUCAACGCAUUGAUGAAAAACCAUGAAAAAGCGUUCAGUGAUAUUAAAAAUUACUACAAUGACAUUACUCUUAACAACCUUGCACUCAUUAACUCAUUGAAGGAACAAGUCGAAGAGAUGAAGUUAAAAGAAGAACGACUGGAAAAAGAAACAUCUGAGGUUCAGAUUCAGAAUAAGCGUCUGAUAGAACCACUGCAGAAGGCACGGGAAGAGGUGACAAGACUUAGUAAAUUAUUGGCCAACUAUGAACAGGAUAAAGGUUUUCUUUCACGAGCUAGAGCAAAGCUUAAACUUAUGGACAAAGAAAUGAAGCAGUUCAGAUGGGAGCACGAAGUACUGGAGCAGCGCUUUUGCAAGGUUCAAGAAGAGCGGGAUGAUCUGUAUAACAAAUUUGACAAAGCCAUUCAGGAGGUUCAGCAGAAGACUGGCAUGAAGAACAUUAUCCUUGAGCAGAAACUUUGUGCACUGUCUGACUGUCUGGAGAAAAAAGAAGCACAACUGAAUGAGGUCCUCGCUGCUUCUAACCUUGACCCAACUGCACUUAGUAUGAUCACUCGCAAACUGGAGGAUGUCCUGGACUCCAAGAACAAUGUUAUAAAGGACUUACAGUAUGAACUGGCUCGGGUUUGUAAGGCUCACAACGAUUUGCUGCGAACAUAUGAGGCAAAACUCACUGCAUUUGGAAUUCCAGUAGAUGAGCUAGGAUUCAAACCACUGGAGACUGCCUUUUGUGGACAGAGGAUUGGUCAGGGCCCAGCUGGGCUGGUUGCUGCAUCGACAUAGGUCUGGGCUAUAAAUUACACCUUCCUAAUGAUAUGUAGAACACUUGGUUACCAAUAAAUAAGGUUGCUAAUGUUCCUAAUAAUGAUGUGAUACAAAGUUCUCUGAAAACCUGUUCAGGAGAUGUCUUUUUAAUAGUAAAAAUGAAUGAAGUCUGUAAAUACUUAAUGGCUUGAGAUUUUGCAAUGUUUUAAAAAAAAUUAAAAUAUACACUUAGAUUAAAAAAAACACUUGCCUCAUCAUAGUAGGGUCUGAUUAGAUUCCUGUAUAUCAGAAUAAAUGUUCUUCUAAUUUCAAAAAUGCAAAACACAACUUUUUGCUGUUAACACCAGCAGUCACUACAUUGUUUGUAGAUAUGCAAUAAUUUCUGGCUGUGUCAUCUCCCUCUGCUUCAUUCAAUGUAACUAACAUUUUAAAAGGUCCACCUGGUUAUCAGGUGACUUUGUGCAGCAAGCUUCUAAAUUCUGUCUUCAUAACUCCAGUAUAAUCAUGUGCACAAAAAGAAUUAUGCUCCUCAAAUUAUAAGCAGUACUAUAGUCAAUUUAAUAUUAAAAUUCUUCCAUUUCUUCUG
Carcharodon carcharias (great white shark) is the source of this 2158-nucleotide messenger RNA. It is a transcript of the gene drc4, whose product is annotated as growth arrest-specific 8. Gene Ontology annotation, molecular function: microtubule binding; small GTPase binding. Bases 148 to 1590 code for a protein of 480 amino acids. The transcript is spliced from 11 exons. Gene Ontology annotation, biological process: flagellated sperm motility. The record is from RefSeq and is a predicted model, not a curated record. Gene Ontology annotation, cellular component: microtubule; Golgi apparatus; motile cilium. Lineage: Eukaryota; Metazoa; Chordata; Chondrichthyes; Lamniformes; Lamnidae.